Thamnophis elegans (Western terrestrial garter snake) is the source of this 1122-nucleotide messenger RNA. RefSeq names its product adenosine receptor A1-like. Gene Ontology annotation, biological process: G protein-coupled receptor signaling pathway. Gene Ontology annotation, cellular component: membrane. Bases 1 to 1122 code for a protein of 373 amino acids. The record is from RefSeq and is a predicted model, not a curated record. Lineage: Eukaryota; Metazoa; Chordata; Lepidosauria; Squamata; Natricidae. The transcript has 2 exons. Gene Ontology annotation, molecular function: G protein-coupled receptor activity.
AUGGAUAUUGGUUUUAUGGUCCUUGAGACCAUCCUGGCCAUGGCCAUCAUCACAAUCAACCUGCUAGUGUGUGCCACCAUCUACCUGCACAAGGAACUGAGAUGCAUCACCAACUACCUGAUUGUCUCCUUGGCGGUGGCUGACUUUGGCGUGGGCGCUCUAGCCAUCCCCUUCUCCAUGGUGCUCAGCAUGGAGUACACCUUGUAUUUCUACACCUGUCUCUUCCUCACUUGCUUCCCACUGGUCACCACCCAGUUCUCCAUCCUCCUCUUGCUGGUGAUCGCCAUCCAUACCCACCUGAAGAUCAAGCUACCCAACAGGCAAGUCAUGUUCUUGGAUUAUACUAAUGAAUGUCUUUCAUUGGGCAGCUACCCUCUGCGUGUGAAAAAAAGCUGGGUGAUGUUCGCCGUGGCUUCCUGCUGGCUGCUUUCCCUGCUGAUCGGCCUCUCCCCUAUGAUGGGAUGGAACCAAUUUCAGCAAUAUGGAGAGACCAGGAACAAGUCGAGGGGGAUCAGCUUCCAGAGAGCCGUCUUCGUUUUCGUAAUCCAGGACAAACCUCCCAAAGACUUCCUCACUCAAGCCUACCAGGAUCCAGAGGCUCUGAGCUCCAGUCACAUCCCAGUCGAACAUCUGGGCCGCUGUUCGUUUACCUCCAUCUUUAGUCCCGAGUUUCUGGUUUAUUUCAUUUUCUUGAUCUGCACUUUGCUGCCCCUGGUGGCCAUGCUGGGUAUUUACGGCGACAUCUUCCGCGUCGUCCGUGACCAUUUCCGCUCACAGCCGCUUUGGCCGGCCAAGAGGAAGGAAAUGCAGAUGGCCUGCACCCUUCUUCUCCUGGUGGGUGUCUUCUUCAUUUGCUGGAUGCCUCUGCAUAUGAUCUACUGCAUCCAGCUGCUGUGUCCCAGCUGUGAACAGUACGAGUCUCUGGAACAUCUGGCGGUGUUGCUCUCGCACCUGAACUCUUUGGCCAACCCGCUGGUCUAUGCUUUGAGGAAGAGAAACUUAGGACUGGCCCUCCGGUCAGUGUUCCUCUGUCGUGUCUUGCGCUGGCCUUCUAUGAAGACCUGCUGUGGUCCUAGUCCCAAAAUCCAUCCUCAGGCGGAAGUGAGAAAGCGCCCUUCUUAA